Messenger RNA from Callorhinus ursinus (northern fur seal), 885 nucleotides. The record is from RefSeq and is a predicted model, not a curated record. NCBI's taxonomy places the organism in Eukaryota, Metazoa, Chordata, Mammalia, Carnivora, Otariidae.
GGGGCCUGUGGGAGGUGGCGCGGCGGGGCCCGGCUGCGGGGCGGAGGCGGCGGAGAGGCCUGUGGCGGCAGGGAGCAGCGGGGCCGGGAGCGGGCGCUGGAGCCGAGCCGAGCCGAGCCGGAGUGGGCGGCGCAGGCCGGCGCGGCGAGCAGCCACCAUGUCGGUGUUCGGGAAACUGUUCGGGGCAGGAGGGGGCAAGGCCGGCAAGGGCGGCCCGACCCCUCAGGAUGCCAUCCAGCGGCUGCGGGACACGGAGGAGAUGCUAAGUAAGAAGCAGGAAUUCCUGGAGACUAAGAUCGAGCAGGAGCUGACCGCCGCCAAGAAGCACGGCACCAAAAACAAGCGCGCGGCCCUCCAGGCCCUGAAGCGCAAGAAGAGGUAUGAGAAACAGCUAGCGCAGAUCGAUGGCACACUGUCAACCAUCGAGUUUCAGCGGGAGGCCCUGGAGAACGCCAAUACCAACACUGAGGUGCUCAAGAACAUGGGCUAUGCUGCUAAGGCCAUGAAGGCUGCCCACGACAACAUGGACAUCGAUAAAGUUGAUGAAUUAAUGCAGGACAUUGCUGACCAGCAAGAACUUGCAGAGGAGAUUUCAACAGCUAUUUCAAAACCUGUAGGAUUUGGAGAAGAGUUUGAUGAGGAUGAGCUCAUGGCAGAAUUAGAAGAACUAGAACAGGAGGAACUAGACAAGAAUUUGCUGGAAAUCAGUGGACCCGAAACAGUCCCUCUACCAAAUGUUCCCUCUAUAACCUUACCAUCAAAACCCACCAAGAAGAAGGAAGAGGAAGAGGAUGACAUGAAGGAAUUGGAGAACUGGGCUGGAUCCAUGUAACUGGUCCAGUGCAGCUGGGCCCAGACAGACUCUGGUGACCCGUGCAGCGGGCA